Molecule: messenger RNA, 6210 nt
Organism: Spirodela intermedia
Lineage: Eukaryota; Viridiplantae; Streptophyta; Magnoliopsida; Alismatales; Araceae
Source: the annotation of a GenBank genome assembly
AUGUUCCAUGCUCAUGGCCUCUCGAAGCAGAACUGUACCCUCCUUGCAGUGCUAUGCGGGAAGAUGGCUGACGAGCCAAGGGACGGCGUCAAGCGGAGGUCAACGUAUCCCUUCCCCGAGCUCACCUCAGCUGGGCGCCUAGAGGUGACUAUGAAAUUUUUGUCUGAUACAAAUUUCCAGCUACCCAUCGAGGAGGCUAAUUGAGUGAAGCUGCCCUCUGAUUCUUUGAGAUUUGCAAUGCCGGGAAUAUGGGUUUUGUUGUUCUGGAUCUUCCCUUUCGGAUAACCUAAUCGGAUCCCAUUGAUGAGUUUCAUCGCCUUGUCAAUGCAGGUUCACACGAUCACCAAUCCUACAGUCGACAGAUUCCGGGAAGUUCUCAAGUCGACGGACCCAAACAUCAUCUACUUUCAGGGGGAGCGCCUUGAAAACGAGGAGGAGAUCGGCUCCCUCGUUUGGGAUGGCAACAACAUGUGGGACCCAUCGGCACUUUGCCCUCUAAUCACUCCUCCAUUUGCCACCAUUGUAAGUCAUUGACAUUUUAAGUCGAUUUCAUAUUUAUAUAUAUAUAUAGAUAUAUAUAUAUAUACACUUCAAAUUCUUAUCUAUUGGGUUGUGUUCUCUUUAGCAUGUAUUUGGGUCUAGCUGAAGAAGUUAUUUCUGCAGCUAUUUUUUUUACACCAGUAGAUAGCUGAGCUUGCUGCAUAAAGUUUGCUUCAAUCUUGCAUCUUUUGCUGUUACUCUUUGAUUAAUUUAUCACUACGAAGUCCCAUAUGUUUGUGAGGGACUUCAUGCCUUCGCUCUCUGUAUCCUAUAUGCGUCAUAUGAAGUCAUACUUAUUACUUAAUUUAGUUUUUAAAUUAGCGCCACUUGACGUUAUUGUCGUGAUUAGGGCCCAGCUUUUAUCUUUCAUAUAUUGGUUUUAUUUUAAAACCUAUUUUUAAAAAUAAAAUAGGCAAUAUUCAAUACUAAUAGGAUUUUUAAACUUUUAUGUGCUAGUAUUUAGAGCAUUGCAUCUCUGUGAACAAGCAAUCGUCUAAGAGAAAGAUACACCUGAAAAGUGUGGGGCAUUUGAGAAAUAUACACUUCUGUCGCUAUGCUCUGUUAUUCUCGGUUUAUUUUAUAACGUCUAAUUUAAUAUCAUCCUGUGUUGUGUAUGAUUUUUUCGUCAGGAUAUUUUUGCAUCUUUGGUUAAUAUUUAUUAUAAUAUUCUGUUCCUGUUUACUCACUAUAAAAAUCGAUGUUUAGGUUUAUUUGGAGGUUCCCAAUGGUGAAAAAGUUGCAGAGGCUCUUCACUCAAAGGUAGUACACAUAUUACUGAUUACUGAAGAUGAUUAUAACUGGUUGUAAAGAAUGAAUUCCUGGAAGUAGAAAAGUUGAUACAUUCACCGGUAUAUGUUUUAGGGAUUCAUUGUGCCCUUGUUAAAGAACAAUAUCCCGUCCAUUUUUUUAUGUUUUUAAACGUUUGGUAAGUAAAUUUCUUCGUAUUUAAUGCUAGAGAGAUUCUGAAGGGUUGAAAGCAAUGACUAUCAUUUUAGUUCCCAAAGACUACGAAUGCCACUAGGAAUGGGGGCAACUAAUUUCUGGUUCUGUUUAUUAUGAAAUAAAAUGUAACAUUAUUAAUUGUAACGAAAUCAGGUUUUGGUUGUGUAGGAAGUCCAAAAAAUUUGUGGGUGUAUAAAAUAUAUACUUGUGUCCUUUUCCCUCUACCUGCAAAUGGGUUCACUGAUUUCAUAGAACCAAUUACCCAUGGUGGAUCUUCAUCCUUGUCUUCUAAUUACCUGUAAUACCCUUGCCCUUGUGUUCUAUAUUUGAGUAUUUUCUAGAUAAAAAUUUAUCUUAAAGCAUCAACGAUGUGCUGAGAUUAAGUUUAAAAUAUUUAAUUUCAAGGAACAUUUUAUUUUAGUAUAUUGAAGGGUACAACACUUUGAAAUCAGGUAUUUAAAGUAGAAAAAAGUUGACAUCUAAUAUUUUCAUUUGUAUUGAAAGUUCUUUUUUAUUUUUCAGGGGAUCCCUUACGUGAUUUUUUGGAAGAAUACUUUCUCAUCCUAUGCCGCAUCACACUUUCGCCAUGCGCUCUUCUCAGUUGUGCAGAGGUACAGAUCUUAGUCUUUUGGACACUACGACUCGCGAAUGAAACCAUGACCCUGAUUGCAUGCCUUUCUAUGGAUGCAGUUCAUGCAGCCAUACUUGGGACGCGUUUCAGCUUGCGCAUGCGACCUUUAGGCUCUACUGCACAAGGAACAACCAUGUUACAGGAGCUGGAAGCCAAAACGUUGGUGGUAAGGUUGAGCCCUGCUUGCUCGGGGAUGUGCCAAAGAUCCACAUCGCGCCUCCAGAGAGGUAUCAAGGUGAAGAAGAAGGUUCAUCUGACACUCUUCCCAUCAUCAAAGUGUACGAUGAUGAUGUCGACGUGGGUUUUCUCAUCUGUGGAGUCCCAUGCACACUGGUCAGUGCUCAUAUUUAUAUAUCUAUAUGUUUUCAUGUCUUUUGGGAUCCCUUUUGCCUGUUUGUGAGUCUAAAUGCCUCUUGUUACUGUGUUCAAGGAUGCGUGUGUAUUGGGUUCUUUGGAGGAUGGCCUCAAUGCCCUUUUGAACAUAGAGGUGAGCAUGAUGUGAGAUGGAUGAAUGUGGUUCUAUUCCUUUACUAAAUUCUGUCAUCCUCCGUGAUUUCUGUGGCAAGCCUUUUUUUUUUCCGUGCCCACUGCGUUAAGAAGACUAUCCCCAGUCCACUGAACCGUCUGUUCUUCCAGAAAUGAAACCCUGUGAAAGUGUUUUGAACGUCUUAGCAAUGGCCUUCGGAGAGGACAAUCUGGGUGCCACCUAUUUUUGGUAUUCAAUUCCGAUUUUUGGCUAAUUUUGCCUGACAGAUUCUCCCUCGAGAGUGUGGAUUGAGGGAAGGGUGGAGUUGGUGUAUCUACUUCCUAAGAUCCGGGCAUAUGCCGUUUUUUUUGUCUUCAAUGAUUGAACUUUCGCUGUUUUUUCUUUCCUAUAAUGCAUUCAAGGUUUUUUUUCUUUUUUUUUGGGGGGGGGGGGGUGGGGGUUUGCUCUUUCAACUGUGUUCCCGUCAAAGCUUCGAGCCCUGUUCAUCCUUCUUUUAUGAAAGUACUCUUCAGCAUUUGCUUAUUCUCUCGAUUCUCUUUUCAGAUCCGUGGAAGCAAGCUCCAAAAUCGAGUCAGGUAUAUUUUGACAUCACGCUUAUGUUUUUUUCAUGAUGCAGUUUGAAUCGGUCAUUCCCUGCUUCUAUCUUCCUUUCGAAUAAAUAAAUAUGAGAUUUUUACUGCCCAUAUGACCCAACUUUAAGAUAUAUGCAUUGCGUUUUCUAUUUUUUUUUCAAUUGUCCCAUGAAAAAAAUAAAUUCCUUCCUCAUUUGAGUGACUGAAGCAUGGAGCCCAUGUCUCUAUGGAAAGAUACAUGCUUAACUGGGUAAUAAUGAAUCCAAUUUGAAGGGGCAGUGGUAGUCAAAUAAUAUGUAUUUAUUAUGAUUGCUCCUUCCCCACAAUCUAUUUAAAGAUUGACUUUUAUUUUACAAUUAUGGAUUUUUCUUCUGCAAAAAAUUGCGAAAGAGAAAACUAACGGGCCAUCAUUGGAUGAUUUGACAGCGCUGCGCCUCCGCCUCUGCAAGCUGGAACAUUUGCUAGAGGGGUGGUGACAAUGAGAUGCGACUUGACCACCUGCAGCUCGUCUCACAUCUCCCUCUUGGUCUCGGGCAGUGCAGAGGCUUGCUUUGAUGACCAGGUAAGUGCUCGAGGUUCGACUUUCUCGGGCCUCUGCCUGGGUGGGCAAGUUGUGCUGACGGUCAAGUUUUGUCAACAUUGCAGCUUUUGGAGUCCCACAUAAAGAAUGAGCUCAUUGAGAAGAGCCCGCCAGUCCAUGCCCUUCCGACCUGUGAGGGGAGCCAGUCGAGCUCAUCUGACCCGAGGAAGUCUUCUUCAAUAGCUUGUGGAUCGUCAGCUUUUGAAGUCCGCAUGAAGAUUCCUUCUUGGGCUGCCCAGGUGGCCUUCUCGUCUUUAGUAUUCAAGGGAAAAUGGCUGCUUUUCAUUCUGUUUCUGGUAACUGUUGACGAAAUAUUUAGAUACUCGCAUAUGAAACCUUGUAGAAAUUCGUCUUCAGGGUCAUCAUUGUAAUCCACGUGCCUGGAAUUUAUCAUCGAUGCAUUAAAAUCUCAUCUAUACUCGAUAAUAUGACGUUUUUUAUCUUGUUCCCCCACGACCCCUUGAAGAAUGUAUACAUGAUGAAGAGUCUCACGUUGAUGCCUUUUAAAGAAAAAUAGCAAAAAUAUUCUGGGUCAUAGAAGAUCAUGCAUCUGUUUGCUCUAAUUGUGAUUUUGAGCAUCUAACUUACAUGCUAGUAGAAGAUUAAGAACUUGGAAUGGGUUUAUGUGAUUUCAUUUAGUCUAUGGAUACUAAUUUUAGCAUGGGUUUCUCUAGGUGUUGAAGCAGCUGGCGCCCCAACUUUCUUAUCGAAGUUUGGUGGCACUUGGCAUCGCUAGCAUCCAAGGAUCUUCAGUGGCUUCAUUUGAGAGAGAAGAUGCGGAGCGGCUUCUUUUCUUCUGUGCCAGACCGGCGAAGGAGCUGCCUAUCCAGGUUGACAAUGCUUCUUCUGGCCUGCCGGCCUGGUUUAAACCGCCGGCACCCACCCGGAAGAGACCCAGGUCAACCCAAGGGGUGAAAUUUCCCACUUCCGGCAAUAGGGUUGAUGCGAAUGGAGGGGUUGACUUUAAACUUGCGGAAGAUGGCAGCAGGGGGAGGGCUCUCCUUGGAGGAGGGUCCAGGAUGAUGCCCUUGAUGAGGGUCAGACAUAGACCGAAAGUGCCUGCCAUGAGGCCCAUCCCCUACGCUCGGCGGCAGAAGGCCCUGCCCUUGUCGGUGCCGCCAAUGGCCGACACCGGUGAUAGAAGCCAGGCGAAGAGCAGCUUGCACGCUGUUCCCAUUGCAAAGCAUAGCCUCAUGCCUCCUGCGAUUUCUCACCGGAGAUCCCUGUCAAGCUCCUUCCAUGCCCAGCAGAUAAUCUCUCUGAAUCCGCUUCCUCUGAAGAAGCAUGGAUGUGGUCGAGCUCCUAUCCAUGCGUGCUCCGAAGUAAGCUACACCAGCCAGUCGACUUGUGUUUCAGUCAGAAUGGUCUGCAUGAUCCUUCGUCUUCUUCCCUCCGAUCUUCCUUUUAACUUCCUAGUGAUGGGUUUUUCUGGCAGGAAGAAUUCUUGAUGGAUGUGAUGCAGUUCCUCCUCCUUAGGGGCCACAAUCGGCUCGUCCCCCAGGGUGGGAUAUCGGAAUUUCCUGAUGCUAUUCUCAAUGCAAAGCGCCUGGACCUGUAUAAUUUGUACAGAGAGGUCAGGCCCGUUUACCCUUCCUUUUUUUUACCUUCGAUGCUGAGAAAGUCAACUCAUGGCCCAUUCUUCUCAGGUCGUUUCAAGGGGCGGCUUUCACGUUGGGAAUGGCAUUAAUUGGAAGGGGCAGGUGUUUUCUAAGAUGCGGAACCAUACGAUGACCAACAAAAUGACCGUAUGUUCUUCAUCUACACACCCCCAUAUAUUAACUCUCUCUCUCUGUCUUUCUCUCUGUGUGGUAGAAUUCAGCAGCAAGUCUUCAGUUUUACCCAAUUGGGCAAUCAUUAUAAGUAAUGAUCUGUGUCACUGAUUAGCAAUGAGGGAUUGAACUGGAGCUUCGUCCCGCCAUUAAUGCGGCUUCUCCCUUUUUGCUUCAGGGCGUCGGCAACACGCUGAAGAGGCACUAUGAGACCUAUCUCUUGGAGUACGAGUUAGCCCAUGAUGACGUCGACGGUGAAUGCUGCCUUCUGUGCCACAGGUUCCUUUCUCUUCUUGUUAAAGUUCUAUAUUUGGCGGCGCUCUGGAGAUCGCCCCCCCCCCCUUACGGUGGACUUUCCCUUUUAACCUUCCGCAGUAGCGAGGCCGGCGACUGGGUCAACUGCGGGCUUUGUGGCGAGUGGGCCCACUUCGGCUGUGACAAGAGGCAGGGCCUUGGCGCCUUCAAGGUACCCCCCCACACCCCCAUUCAUCCGCCGCCAUGUCUCUUCUCCCUCUUCCUUUGCCACUGGAGCAAAGUUAACGCCCGUCUCCUUUCUUUGGCAGGACUACGCCAAGAUGGACGGGCUGGAGUACAUCUGCCCCCACUGCAGCUUGGCGAACCACAAGAGGAAAUCCCUGAAGAUGGCCAAUGGGUUUUCUCAGGAAUCCGCCGUGCCGCAGCAUCUUUAA